Messenger RNA from Abrus precatorius (Indian licorice), 4151 nucleotides. RefSeq names its product protein PLASTID MOVEMENT IMPAIRED 1-like. NCBI's taxonomy places the organism in Eukaryota, Viridiplantae, Streptophyta, Magnoliopsida, Fabales, Fabaceae. The record is from RefSeq and is a predicted model, not a curated record. The transcript has a single exon. The coding region runs from base 258 to 2852 and encodes 864 amino acids.
UUCAUGUUUAAUCCCCCAAAAAUACACACAUCAUCAGGUUUUCUUGGUUCAGAAAUGUCCAACAACAUCACUGUUUUCAUCAUCAUUAAUAGCAUAGUCCUUCCACCUCAAGUUAAUUAACUAACCUUCCAAGCAUGUGAGCAUUUCAUCAUCUUCCUUGUCCCAAAACUCUCUUUCUCUCUCUCUCUCUUGGUGACAUAAUCAUCACCAUUUUUUCUUGGAGGCUGAAGCAGCUACAACUUCUUCAUACACUAGUGAUGGCAGCUGAUAACUCUACCAAGAGAAACUCCAAUGCUCAACUCCUUGAAGAACUAGAGGCCUUAAGUGAAUCCCUUUACCAAUCACACACAUCCAACACAACUAGAAGAACAGCUUCUUUAGCUCUACCAAGAACUUCAGCUCCUUCUGUCUCAUCUGCUGAAGAAGACAAUGACACUGCUAAAGAUAAUAACAAACAAAGCAACAAACAAAGGUCCCAUCGCAUGUCCUUGUCACUUUGGAGAUCAAGGCCAAAGCUAAAAGAUUCCAAGGCACCCUUUACUCAACCAGGCAUCAAAAAGUUUGAUGACACCGCAAAUUCAGCUGACAAGAAAGGGAUAUGGAGCUGGAAGCCUAUGAGGGUUCUUGCUCAUAUUGGAAUGCAGAAACUAAGCUGUUUGUUUUCUGUUGAAGUGGUCACUGCUCAAGGCCUUCCUUCAUCCAUGAAUGGACUAAGGCUUUGUGUUUGUGUUAGAAAGAAAGAGUCAAAGGAUGGAGCUGUUCAGACUAUGCCAUCGAGGGUUGCUCAAGGAGCUGCAGAUUUUGAAGAGACCCUUUUCAUCAGGUGCCAUGUUUAUUGCAACCAUGGUAAUGGAAAGAAGCUUAAGUUUGAGCCAAGACCCUUUUGGAUAUACCUUGUUGCAGUGGAUGCCGAAGAGAUUAAUUUUGGAAGAAACUGUGUGGACUUGAGCCACUUGAUUCAAGAAUCCAUUGAGAAAAACUGGCAAGGCACGCGUGUUAGACAAUGGGACACAAGCUUUAGCUUAUCAGGAAAGGCAAAAGGAGGAGAACUGGUUCUGAAAUUGGGCUUCCAAAUCAUGGAGAAAGGAGGAGUUGAGAUAUAUAGCCAGCAAGAGAAUUUGAAGUCCAGCAAGUUCAGAAAUCUUACAUCUUCAUUUGCUCGUAGACAAUCCAAGACAUCCUUCAGCAUGCCUAGUCCAAGAAUAACAAGUAGAAGUGAUGCUUGGACUCCUUCACAAGUAAGGUUAGCUGCAGAUAUUCAAGGUAUGGAUUAUUUGAAUCUGGAUGAUCCAAUCCCAGUUCAGGAUUCACCUCUCUCUACACAGAAACUUGGUGAUGACAAAGAAAAAGUGGAGGAUUUUGAUCUCCAAGAUUUUGAGGUUGUUGAUAAAGGGGUUGAGAUUCAAGAGAGGAAAGAUGAUAAAAGAGAAGAAUCUGAGAAAUCAAUAGAAGGGAAGUUAGUUUCAAGUGAGGUUGUUAAGGAAAUAGUGCAUGAUCAGUUGCGCCUAACUAGAUUAACUGAGCUUGAUUCAAUUGCCAAGCAGAUAAAGGCUCUUGAGUCCAUCAUCGGAGAAAAUAACAAGUUCACAAAAGCUGAGGAAACUGAGUCACAAAGAUUGGAUUCUGAUGAAGAAAUUGUGACAAGGGAGUUUCUUCAUAUGCUUGAGGAUCAAAAGACUAGAGGAUACAAAAACAAUAAAUCUGAAAUUCCCCCAUUACAAAUCGAAGGACAUGAGAAUUCUUCUGCUCAGGCAGAAUCUAAAGUGUAUCUCCCUGAUCUUGGCAAGGGCUUGGGUUGUGUGGUUCAAACAAGGGAUGGAGGCUACUUGGCAUCUAUGAACCCUUUAGAUAAUUCUGUGGCUAGAAAUGAUACUCCAAAGCUAGCAAUGCAGAUGUCAAAGCCAUUUGUGUUGGCAUCAAAUGAUACCCCAAAUGGAUUAGAGUUAUUUCAGAAAUUGGCUGGCAUUGAUCUUGAUGAACUCAGCUCUAAAAUUUUCUCCUUGAUGCCACUUGAUGAAUUGAUAGGUAAAACUGCCGAACAAAUUGCUUUUGAAGGCAUUGCUUCUGCCAUCAUACAAGGUAGAAAUAAAGAAGGAGCAAGUUCUAGUGCUGCUAGAAUAGUUUCUGCCUUGAAAGGCAUGGCAAAUGCAAUGAGUUCAGGAAGACAAAAACGAAUUUCAACAGGACUUUGGAGUGUGGAUGAAACUCCACUCACUGCUGAGAAAAUUCUAGCCUUUACAAUGCAGAAGAUUGAGUUCAUGGCAAUUGAAGCCUUGAAAAUCCAAGCUGAUAUGGUAGAGGAAGAAGCUCCUUUUGAUGUUUAUGCACUCAGCACAAAGGAUGGAAACAAAGACAAUGAUCUAUUAGGUUCAUCUGUUUCACUUGAGGAUUGGAUCAAAAACCAAAGCUACAUUAACACUGCUUCAAGUUCCAAUAGUGAACCAUCAAACAUCACAAUGAUAUUUGUCAUCCAAUUGAGGGAUCCAAUAAGACGCUUUGAAGCAGUUGGAGGGCCUGUGAUGGUGCUCAUUCAUGCAACAAGUGAAGACACAAAGGGGAAUAAUAAGUACUAUAAAGAUGAUGAGGAGAACAAGUUCAAGGUAAUGGGCAUGCAUGUGGGAGGUUUCAAGGUGAUGAGCGCUACAAAAAAAAAUAAUGCAUGGGACACAGAGAAGCAAAGGCUAACUGCAAUGCAAUGGUUGAUUGAAUAUGGGUUGGGAAAGGCACAGAAGAAAGGGAAGCAUGCAUUGGCAAAAGGUAAAGACUUGUUAUGGAGCAUUUCCUCAAGAAUCAUGGAUGACAUGUGGCUCAAAACCAUGAGAAAUCCUGAUGUCAAACUUGUGAAGGAAUAAGCAUAUCCACUCUCUUUUUUAGUUUUAGCAAAUUACGAUACUAGCACAAUCUUGCAUUCAUGUCUCAUGUGGGGGCUCCAUCAAACUUUUAAUAGAAAGUUCAAUUGGAGUUAGCUUGAAGAUUUAUGGAUUCAAUAUUUUUGCAAAUAUCAUUAAUUUCAAGGUCAUAGUUAGUUGCCUUUUUGUAGAACCAAUAAAAACCUGGGACUUAGGGAAUGUUGUAUACCCAUAUCAAUUUUCUCACUUUCCUCAUAUCCAACCAAUCAUUACUAUUUUUUGUCUCUUUAACGUCAUUGGUUCAUGAAAGGGUCCUAUAAGAAACAUGAGAAAAUGUUGUGCGUUAAAUUUCCAUUUUUAUAUAAUAGAUGUGAGAUUUGAUUGAUGUUGGAAUGAAUAAGCUUAUUGAGAAUGAGAGUAACUCUCGUAUAUAUCAAAUAAAAGUUAACUCCCCAUUUUAUGUAAAGCAUUUUAUUAUCUAUCAAAGAAAUAAACCUAUUGGGUUGGAUUUCUCCAUUGAAGAAAAAAUAUAUGUAUUUGUGUGCUGUGUUUGUAUUGGAGAAUGCAGACUGUCGAGGAUUCCGAAGUGAGUAAACUUUUUAUCUGACUUUUUUAAUAAUUAUAUUAAUAUAUUUUUUACAUCGCGUUAUAUAAAAAAAUAAUCUUUAGAAGUCUGACGAGAGUUUAGAAGAACUCUAUUAGAGUUUAUUUAUACUUGUAAAAAUAGUUUAUAUCAUUCAUAUUUUGAAAAUUAUUUUAAUAAAAUUAUUAAAAUUAUUUUUUAAAUUUAUUUUAACCAGUUGCAUGAUAAAAUUUGUAUCAGCAAUUUUUCAAUGAAUACUUAAGUUGAUUAUUCAAACGAAGUCAAUUAUAAUUGCAAGCGUCAAACACACCCACAUAAAAGAAUAACGUGAUACGAUGGAAACAGUGAUUUAAUAAUAAUGACGAGGGGAAAUGACAAAAUCAUGAAAAUAGUAUAAUGAUAAUUGAACUAUGCACAGCACCACACAAAAGUUAAAAUUACUACACUUUCUUCUCUUCAAUAGAUUUUCUUCCAAGUUCCUUUCUCUCCAUCAACCUUGUUCCUCAAUCCUUUCUUCUCUUGCCAGAAUGACUUAAAAGGAGUCAUAUCCGAUUAUUAGUAUCAGAUACUAAUCAAGGCCCAUCUAACAUUUCUUAGGAUAUAAUAUUUUUGUAGGGGUAGCUAAGUGGGGAGAACUAACAUGAUAUAAGCAUCAUGACUAGAGUUCAAAUCUUGACUUCAGAAAAUUCCCACAUUCCCCUCUCCUAAUUCCCAAUCCC